AGACCUGCGGCUCUCAGUACGUCUGUACGGUCGUCGAAUGGCUUUCUCUCCUCCUCUCCGUUGGUACAGCAGUCAAUCUUGAGAGACCUGGCAGAUGCUGAAGAAGGAGGAGAGGCUGACGGCCAUGGAGCCGUCAUUGCUGCGGACGGAGGUGAAGAAUACAUGGCAGGCCAUGAACAACAGUAUUCGAUGUCUGGCUCAUACCGAAGAACUUCCUACGUCGCAUCGGGUCCAAGACCAUUUUUCCCUUCGGCUUCAGCGCCGGAUUCAAGACCAGCAAACGAACAAGACCGAGAAGCCGCCCUUGCCGAAGAACGAAGCCUCUUACGAGACAACCAUUUGAUCNCCCCAAAACACCCUCGAACCACAAGUACCGUGUCGAACAAGCCCAGUGGAUUGUUGAAANAAAACUUUGUUGGUGGAUUUGUGCCUAGAAAAGGUGGUGCCGAUGAAGAGUCAGUCAUCGAGGAUGCUGGGCCAGAUGAGAAUACCCCUCUGUUGGGCAACCCUGCGGAGCCUUAUGGUGGUGUUGAUACUCCUGAGAACAUCGAUAAGAGAUGGGAAGAGGCUGUUGCGUCGGGCAAGAUCAAGACAACCUGGCAAAGAGAAGCAGUCGUCCUGGCAAGAUACUCUCGUUCUCUGAUUUUGACGUUCCUUCUACAAUAUUCCCUGACCGUCACUUCUGUCUUCACGGUGGGUCAUAUCGGCAAGCUUGAAUUGGGGGCUGUCUCUCUUGCUUCUAUGAGUGCCAAUAUCACUGGCUAUGCUAUCUUCCAAGGACUGGCUACCAGUCUAGACACUUUAUGCCCCCAAGCCUAUGGCAGUGGAAACAAGACUCUUGUUGGAUUACAACUGCAGCGUAUGGUAUACUUUUUAUGGGUGAUCACCAUCCCUAUCGCCAUCGUUUGGACUUCCGGACCGAGAAUCAUCGGCGCAAUCGUGCCAGACCAAGCGACCGCAGACUUGGCAGGGCGAUACCUCCAAAUUCUUGUAUUUGGUGCUCCGGGGUAUGCUCUUUUCGAGGCCUCAAAGAGAUUUGUGCAGGCACAGGGAAAAUUCUCGGCAACACUUAUCGUGCUUCUAAUAUGCGCGCCCCUCAAUGUAUUCCUGCAUUGGCUUUUUGUCUGGAAAUUCCAGUGGGGAUUUAUUGGAGCCCCAAUCGCUGUGGUGACCAUAGAGAACCUCAUGCCAUUGUGCCUAUUCCUCUACGUUCGUUUUGUUGGCGGUUUGGAGUGCUGGNGAGGAUUCACCCGUAUCGCUUUCAAGAAUUGGAUGCCAAUGAUUAGGCUGGCACUCCCUGGCCUUGUAAUGGUUCUUGCUGAAUAUCUGGCUUUCGAGAUCUUGACCCUCUCAGCGAGCUGGAUCUCCCCAACUCAUCUCGCAACACAAAGUGUUCUCAGCACAAUCUCGAGCAUCACUUACCAAAUCCCCUUCCCCAUCAGCAUUGCAGCGAGUACUCGUAUUGCUAAUCUCAUUGGCGCUACGCUUUCGGACGCCGCUAAGGUCAAUGCAAAGGUCUCGUUGUAUGCUGCAUUGAUUGUUGGUGUUUUCAACAUGGUCUUGUUGAGCUCUACCAGAGAGUACAUCCCGAGGCUCUUUACUAACGACGCCGAUGUCAUUGCACUCACAGCACAAACACUUCCUUUGAAUGCUGCCUUCCAACUCUUUGACUCGCUUGCCGCUCUCUGCAACGGAAUCUUGCGUGGCCUUGGUCGACAAGAGGUAGGAGGUUAUGUGAACCUCUUUGCUUAUUAUGUCGUAAGUCAACCAUGUUCGCCGGAUGUUGACCACCUUCUCACAAACUUCAGANUCGCCAUGCCCAUCUCUUUCGGAACCGGAUUUGGGUUGCAUUGGGACCUCUAUGGAUUAUGGGCUGUAAGUCAUCCCUCUGUAAUUAUCGGCCGGUUUCUGAUUAAGUUCUUUUUAGNNGGUCCUGCAAUUGCACUCGGAGUUGUUGCUGCUGUCGAGUGUUGGUUUAUUUAUUCGACGAGCUGGGAGAGGGCUGUCGAAGAGGCUCAGGAGAGAAACGCUCAAGGAAACUCG
Messenger RNA from Aureobasidium vineae, 2043 nucleotides. Lineage: Eukaryota; Fungi; Ascomycota; Dothideomycetes; Dothideales; Saccotheciaceae. The record is from the annotation of a GenBank genome assembly.